AUGACACAUUCAAGCAAUUCCCGCCCUCUAAAGGUCGAGAUCAUCUCAAUCGUAUUCCUGGUCGUCUCCUGGAUCGCUGUCCUCUUACGGUGUUAUGUCCGGCGAUGGAUUUCGAGGGCUUUCCGGAUUGAUGACUGGCUCAUGUUAUUAUCUGUGAUACUGUACUCCGUCUAUACUGCCUUAAAUCUCGUCGCAUUACACGCCGGUCUGGGACGGCAUACUGAAGAUGUACCACAGCAAGUCCAGAUCCAGGGACAUAAGUGGUCGGGUUUUGGGGCCCUACUCUACAUCAUCCUGAUGGCUAUUAUCAAAUGCAGUCUUGCGACUUUCCUUCUACGGAUCGUCAUUGAGAGGGCAUAUCGAUUGACCAUCUAUGCCUCAAUGGCGAUAGUGGUAAUAUACUCACUUGUAAUCUUCUUCUAUAACCUCUUCCUCUGCCAUCCUAUGGAGUUUUUAUGGAACCGCACAAUCGAAGGCGGUACCUGUGCUCCGGGCGCCCUUGUCUCUGGGUAUGCCUUGUCAGCGUUGGCUAUUGUGUCGGAUUUAUUUUUUGCACUGCUUCCAGUUCCAUUGAUCUGGACUAUCAAGAUGAACAUAAGGACCAAGAUUUCUGUGUUUGGAGUUCUCUCCUUCGGCAUCGUUGCCAGCAUCGCUACUAUCGCACGGCUUGGAACCCUUAUUAAUAUUAACAACAAUAGUGAUUAUCUUUAUUAUAUAACAGAUACUCUGAUUUGGACUACCCUUGAAAUCUCCCUCGCGAUAAUCGGCGGUUCAAUUGCAACGCUUCGUCCUUUGAUGAAGGCCCUACGGAUUAAGGGCUUCAUGAGCAGUGGGGGGACUAAUACGGGUGGCGCAUACUUUGAUACGCGGGAUUGUCGGCCUUUGCCACUGGGUUCGCUCAGGGGACCUCCAGAUCAAUGUCUACGGAGCGACACCACAAUGGAUGUCGAAAAUCAAUGGCAAAACCGCGCGGUUAUCCAGGCUGAAAGUUGCGAUGCGAUGUCAAGGACAGGGAGCGAAGAGAUGAUUCUCGAGGGGGAUGGAAUCAAGGUGACCACAGGCGUCACGGUUACAAAUGUGAAAAAUUAA
Hyaloscypha bicolor E is the source of this 1089-nucleotide messenger RNA. RefSeq lists its product as uncharacterized. The transcript is spliced from 5 exons. The record is from RefSeq and is a predicted model, not a curated record. The coding region runs from base 1 to 1089 and encodes 362 amino acids. Lineage: Eukaryota; Fungi; Ascomycota; Leotiomycetes; Helotiales; Hyaloscyphaceae.